AUGAUAAUCGAUAAUUCACCUGAUGAAAAACUUCAUCAUAUCAUUGAUGGUGUUUACAUUGGUUCACAAGAUUCAGCGCUUAAUAUAGCAGGUCUCAAUGAGUGCAAAAUUACACAUAUACUUAAUGUAGCUACUGGAAUUAGAAAUGCAUUCCCUGACCAAUACAAAUAUUUAAAUAUUGAAUUAUUAGAUGUACCUGAGACAAAUAUUUACAAAGUGUUUACACGUACAAAUGAAUUCAUACAACAAGCAGUUGCUGAUAAUGGACGUGUUUUAAUUCAUUGUAAUGCUGGUAUUUCACGUAGUGCUAGUAUUGCUUUAGCUUAUUUACUCGGAAUACAUCGUAUAAAAUAUGAAGAUGCAUAUAAAUUAUUGAAAACAGCACGUUCGAAUAUUAAACCAAAUGAUGGAUUUGUAAAACAAUUGAAACAGUAUGCUGCAGAAAUAGCACAGACAAAUGAAAAUAAUUCACUGUCGAUAGAUGAUAUUAAUCGAGCUGUAAAUGACGAAUCAUGUGAUAUAUAG
This is a messenger RNA of Rotaria sordida, 525 nucleotides long. Lineage: Eukaryota; Metazoa; Rotifera; Eurotatoria; Philodinida; Philodinidae. The record is from the annotation of a GenBank genome assembly.